Molecule: messenger RNA, 1566 nt
Organism: Haemonchus placei
Lineage: Eukaryota; Metazoa; Nematoda; Chromadorea; Rhabditida; Trichostrongylidae
Source: the annotation of a GenBank genome assembly
AUGCUGUUCACGGCAGCCCUAAGUUACUUUUUGAUCUCAUGGAGCUCGAUAUUUCUUCUCGACUACGUGUUGCGAAUUAGAAACUUCACACCUUAUGUGAAUUUUGCCAAUAAAUACGGUCUAGAGGUAGCGCCUUUCCAGGUAUGUUAUAGAUUUUUUUCCUAUCUUCCCGCUUCAAAAGAGGUACCUGUAAGUCGUAAGCUAAAAUCGCUAUGGUUCACAUUCGGUGCUGUGGCGGCUCUCGUCUGUUUGAUUGGAAUUACCAUCUACCUUUCACAUCUUGUUUAUCGAGGUGUGUUCUCACCUGUUUUCUUUCAGGAAUUAAUUCUCUUGCCUUGCAUCAUUUGCUUAUUUGGUCAUAUGUCUUUAGGUCUCGUUCCAAUUAUUCCCGGCGUGAAUCUACCAUGGGGUCACAUUCCGAUUUUCGUAAUAGUGCUGGCAGUAGCGGCAAUAAUACAUGAGAUUGGUCAUUCUGCAGCGGCAACUACCUACAAUGUACGCGUGAAUGGUUUUGGAGUAUUCUUGCUAGGGCUAUAUCCUGGAGCAUUCACUGAUAUUGAUCCCGAGUCUCUGAGUAGAAGUCAUCCGCGCCAUCGCCUUGAAGUCUUUGGUGGUGGAAUUUGGCAUAACUUAGUACUAGCUGGUAUCGCUUAUGUAAUGUUUUUAUGGACGCCCUACUUUCUUUCGCCAUUUUUUGGACAAGGCCAAGGAGUAACUGUAACAGAUGUCGACUCUCGCUCGGGUCUUUACGGCGCUGGCGGGCUAGCAGUGGGAAAUGUUGUGCUUUCAAUCGAUGACUGUGCCAUACGAAAACACGAAGAUUGGAGAGAAUGUGUGCGACAUUUGGAAAAGAAUAAGCGAGGGCAAUGUGUUCCACGUUCAGCUGUUGAAGCGUCACUGACUUCGAUGACACUAGACGAAUUGCACUGUUGCGACGACUUUGCUAAUAUCACUCAUGCUCAUAUGUGUUUUGAGUCGAUGUUGGAUGUGACUACUAACAAUCUUAAAUUAUUUGAACUUUUUUUUGCUUUUACUUAUAAUGAAUUGUUUCAGCCUGCGCAAGAAAUUGUACGUAAAAAACGGAAGAGGCAGCGACAUUUUAGCUGCCUCUCUGCCCAAUAUGUCACUUCUCAACCUACAUGCAGCAACACUUCCAGUUGUGCGGAACGUGUUUGCGUAUUCGCAGCUCUUUUCAAUGGAACGCAACUAGCUCGAAUAAAUGUAAAAGAUCAUGUGAGGCCCGUUCUGUAUGUUGGUGAUCUGGAUGAGCUUUUGUGUUUCUAUCCUGUCUUCAAAUUUGUGGCUCGCUUCUCGUGGGUACCACACUAUUGGGCUGAGUCAGUGGAACUCGUACCAAAAUAUCUCUUCACACUUUCACUAGCUCUGGGCCUACUAAAUAGUGUGCCUUGCUAUGCUCUUGACGGGCAACAUAUCGUGGUCACAUGUAUCAACUGGGCGUGCAAGACGUUCUCGAGGCGGUGCCAACUAAUUACAAUAAUCUUAUCGCUGGGGACACUAUUGCUGGCUGCCAAUGUUGUCAUCGGUUUUGUAAAGAUGGCGAUUUAG